AUGGAAGGAAGCUCGAAAUCAAAAGUUCCCGAUGGACAUUCAGUGGUAAAAAGAUUGCAAAGCGAGCUGGUUCAGUUGAUGAUGGCGCCAUCGCCCGGACUUAGCGCUUUUCCAGAGAGCGAGGAGGACUUGACGAAGUGGUGUGGCAUCAUUACGGGUCCUGAUGGUACGCCAUACGAGGGGAUGCGGUUCAGAAUCGCUUUGGAGUUCGCCCCGACAUAUCCUUAUACUGCGCCAAAAGUACAGUUUGUGAGCCCCAUGUGGCACCCAAAUGUGGAUAUGAGUGGAAAUAUUUGUCUAGACAUUUUGAAAGACCAGUGGUCUGCAGUGUACAAUGUGCAGACAAUUCUUUUGUCGUUACAAUCACUGCUGGAGGAGCCAAAUAACAGCUCGCCCCUCAACGCGGUGGCAGCUGAACUGUGGGACAAUGAUAUGCAUGAAUAUAAAAAAAAUUGA
Molecule: messenger RNA, 456 nt
Organism: Lachancea dasiensis
Lineage: Eukaryota; Fungi; Ascomycota; Saccharomycetes; Saccharomycetales; Saccharomycetaceae
Source: the annotation of a GenBank genome assembly